GAGUCUGCGGACUGCAAGCGCGAUGGUCGCAAAAUCUGGUGCCGAAGCUGCGUGGCCGCGGACAAGAUGCUCCGACGCCACAUGGGUGGUUGGCCCACAGUUUCGGACGGAGAAAAGAAAGACUUCUUCAGCAAAGCCCUGCAGGCCAAAGACCCAAACGGUCGCGUCACCUGGACAUGCCUGCGGGGCGUGCUCAAGGAGUGCAUGGCCAAGCGCGCAAUGAUGCGCACGUCCGUGGACAUCACAGCGCCCUUCAAGCCCAUGGCGUACUGGACGUCUCAAGGGUACACUGAGGAAAGAGUCCGCGGUUGUCCCUGUGAGGAGGACCCGCAAUUGGGCACAUUGUACCAAGUGCACACGAAGACUAUCUCCAGGGCCAAGAUCGAGGAGGAGGUCGAAGAAGAACUGCUCAUGCGUGAGCAGGCAGCAAACCAGAAGAAGAGCCAGAAAUCUACUGCGUCUGCGGACACAUGGCACGUGCCGGAGGCAAGUGCGGGCGAAAGCAAAGGGAAGAGCGCCGCAGCGGAGCAGCGGGCAUUGGAGCGCUCGCAGGCCAAGCGCGAGCGGGAGAAUGCCGCAGCAUCUGCUUUGGCGGGCAAAGCAGUUGCUCUGCUACAGCCCAAAGUGCAGCAGGCGCAAAAGCUGCUGGAUAGCCACAGUUCCAAGCUGCCCCGUGAAAAUGUGGCAGAGUUGGAGGUCGCCGUCAAAGAACAAGGGGAGUGGCUCGCAGCAGCGCGCGCGACGGUGGCUGCAUUCGGCCGGGAUCCUGCGGGGGCCCUGGUGCCCCUGCCAUUCGACGCCAACGGUCUGAAGAGCGCCGUGACCGCAGGGACCAGUAUGUUGAAGUCGGCGCGCCUGCAGCUGCCGAAGAAAGAAACGAAAGAGCGAAAGAGCAAGGCUGCGCCGCAGCCGCAGAGCGCAGCCGAGCCAUCCAAGCGGCGACGCGCGGGGAAGCAAAAGGAGACCUGA
Molecule: messenger RNA, 969 nt
Organism: Durusdinium trenchii
Lineage: Eukaryota; Dinophyceae; Suessiales; Symbiodiniaceae
Source: the annotation of a GenBank genome assembly